AAUAGGCCUCUUCCUAGAACCAUAUAACUUCAAGUACUGAGUGCACUACUGUCAAAAUGAUACUGCAGGGCAAGGAAUCACAGCAGCUACAGACCACUAUGCACAUUCCUGAUGAAAAGGAAUCCUCAUCGUCCCAUUUUCCAGAUGGUGACCCUCCGCCGUACAGUAAUCUCGCAUCAGGUUCUGCUGCGGUAUCGCCGGGUCACCUAGUAGGUUUUGCCAAUGCGCCCACAGUGAAGACCAUUCGGCUAGAAAAACAUCAUGACUUGAUAUCCGGAGCGUACAUCAUUGACCCUGAUGUGUCAGGAGACGAGCCAUCCGUUCUACAAGGCUUUGCAGCCAGGCACAGUGACAUAGUAGGGCUAAGGAAAGCAGUCGACUUUCUCUCCGCAGCACCACAUGCGGUUUUUCGCAAUCGGUUCGGGUCAAUCUUUCUGACUCUAGCGACCAAAGGGUCGUCGGAACAAUGCCGUCGGGCAAUAGUUGACAUCUCGACCCGUCAUGGAGAUAUCGCCGUUAACUUGAGCUCUGUACAUCCCGGUAAACGCAUCACGCUGAAGGUAACUUCCCGAAGAGGAAAGAUGGUAGUACUGCUCCCCCCAACUUUUUGCGGGGAUGUGCAGAUACGCGGUAGCAAAUUGGGCGGUUUUGACAUUCUUCCAGGAUUGUCUAGCAGCAUCCGCAGCAUGAACGGGAAGAAAACAAAAAUGUUGUUACUUAUCGGCGGCACUACUCCGACCUCUGAAGGUGAAUCUAUGGAUCACUGUCAUCUCUCCUCACGCCAUGGAAAGAUUGUCCUCGGCUUGAGCGGGCAAGACAGCAUGCCAACACCACAGCAAGGAGAUAACAUUUGGAGAAAAAUAGGUGCAUUUUUCCGCGGAGGUGAAAGUACGGAAAGUUCUUUGCAGGAUCUCGCACGACCUCAGUUGACCUCGCGACCAGGUUCUUGAGAAUGUGUAGAUACACACGAAGUAGCGCCUGAUCCAAUCUUCUAUCACAGAUGAACGUGAGCAACCGUACGCGUAGACUUACCUAACCCCGAUGGUACCGGAGUACGGAUCACACUCUAUUCCGCGUUCGAUAUGCACCAGGUGUCAAGCGCCGAAUAGUUGAUAAACUCAGUCAUGUUACCAAGGACCCCAUUUAGUGAUCCCCCACUCUUCGCCGCUACUUAUCGCUGUCUCUCUGAUGUCCUUAGACGCCUCUGAUGCCAAUCAUCGUAACGGGUGCCUUUCUCUAAGACGCCUGUUCAAGUUCAAACCUCGACGCAUACCUAAGAGUUCCUCCAAACAAGCUAACACAUCCCAGAUAUAU
Messenger RNA from Suillus clintonianus, 1314 nucleotides. RefSeq lists its product as uncharacterized. The record is from RefSeq and is a predicted model, not a curated record. Bases 57 to 950 code for a protein of 297 amino acids. The transcript is spliced from 4 exons. NCBI's taxonomy places the organism in Eukaryota, Fungi, Basidiomycota, Agaricomycetes, Boletales, Suillaceae.